This is a messenger RNA of Camelina sativa (false flax), 813 nucleotides long. Lineage: Eukaryota; Viridiplantae; Streptophyta; Magnoliopsida; Brassicales; Brassicaceae. The record is from RefSeq and is a predicted model, not a curated record.
AUGUCGUGGUCCGCAGGGGAAGACUCUUGCUAUUGGAAAGACUUCGACAAUCCAUGUGGGUCUUACAGUUACUGUUCCAACAACGACACGUCGCGGCCGCAGUGUAACUGCAUUAGAGGGUUCUUUCUGAAGUUGGAAUAUAAGAAUAAGUGGAUUCAUGAAUGUGUGAGGAGGACUGCUCUACACUGUGGAGGGGAUACGUUUGUGAAGCUAAAAAAUAUGAAGUUGCCGGAAAUUACAUCGGAUGAAUAUAAUGUUACUUCGGGUAUGAAUUUGGCGAAAUGCAUGGCGUCAUGCCUUGUGCGUUGUGGCUCUACCGCUUAUGCGCUUGUGGAUAACCGGAAAGGAGAGGGCCUUUGUGUGAAUUGGUACGAUGAGCUCUACCAAAUGCGAAACUACACCUCCGGCGGUCAAGACCUAUAUGUCAGAGUGGCGGCUAAUGAUCACGAGGAUCAGCCAAAAAAUGAUGGAAAAAGCAAAGGCAUGGAACCUUGGGUUAUCGGACUCAUCGUGGGAGCAAUCAUCAUCGGACUUCUUGUUAUAGGCUUCGUCUGCUUCUGUUAUUGGAAGAAAAACGUAAAGGAAGAAGAACACAAGGGAAUACUACCCGAUGGUAGUGAAGUCGCCGUAAAACGACUGGCGAACACCUCAUCCCAAGGGAUGACAGAAUUCAAGAAUGAAAUCGAAACCAUUUUAAAUGUCCUGCACCUGAACCUUGUACGGUUGUUAGGUUGCUGCUGCGAAGGAGAAGAGAUCAUUUUGAUCUAUGAGUAUUUGGAAAACGCAAGCUUAAAUCACUAUAUUUUCGGUUAG